AUGGCUCCGAAUGUGAUUGUUAAUUUACCUAUACGUAUUACUGUUAUCAUAGAAGGUCUACUUGGUACAAUAUUCAAUAGUGCAGCGAUAAUUAUUGUUUUCAAAACUCAAUUCGGCUCUAAAUUAACUACAUGUAUGUUGAGAGCUCAACCAAUAUUUGAUUUUUGUGCAUGUUUUUUUACAGCUAUCUAUUAUAUAAUUCAAUGUACUGACCGUUAUAACGAACUGACAGGAUUAUACAUAAUUGAUUUAGUAAUAUGUCAUACAUGGUUUAGAAAUGCCUACUUUUGGUUAUCAUGUACAUUUAGUGUACAAAAUUUAGUUUGCAUAUCAGUGGAUCGAGUGAGCUCUGUUAUAUUUCCUAGAUUAUAUAAAACACAUUCAUGUCAAUUUACGGUUACAUAUUUCGCUUAUAUGAUUUUAAUGUCAUUAUUUCUAUAUAUGCCGGCACCGAUACUUCGUCGUUAUAUGAGUGAUCAUUGUGAAAUGGAUUUUACAUUCACUUGGGUUGAAACAAGUUUAUUUCUUGAUAUUAUGGUAUAUUCAUGGAUUAUGUUCGCUUAUUUUAUACCAGUUCUAGUGAUGUUAAUCAGUCAUAUAUGGGUAAUACAUAUUAUUAGAAAAUUUCAUUCAUCUCGCCAUACUUGUAUAUCUCGUAAAAAUGAAUCAACUUCAUAUAUUAGGCGUAAAAUAAGUCAGUUAGUUAUAACGACAGCAAUUUUAUCAGGUCAACUCGCAUUACUGCAUUCAUAUGAGUCUAUACGUCAAAUAUUAAUUGCAAAUAAAAUUAUGGUUUAUAACUAUCAAUCAAUAACUGGACAUUUAGGUCCUAUAUUAAUAUUAUUAGGUUGUGUUUUAAAUCCAUGUGUACUUAUACUUACUACAGCUACCAUAAGAAGACGUUUAUCGAUAUCAAUAAGAGUUUUUACAGAAAAGAUGAGUAUUACUGGAAAAAAGGAUAGAUCUUCAAGUUGA
Molecule: messenger RNA, 975 nt
Organism: Schistosoma curassoni
Lineage: Eukaryota; Metazoa; Platyhelminthes; Trematoda; Strigeidida; Schistosomatidae
Source: the annotation of a GenBank genome assembly